Pestalotiopsis fici W106-1 is the source of this 1152-nucleotide messenger RNA. RefSeq lists its product as uncharacterized. Lineage: Eukaryota; Fungi; Ascomycota; Sordariomycetes; Amphisphaeriales; Sporocadaceae. The transcript has 3 exons. The record is from RefSeq and is a predicted model, not a curated record. The coding region runs from base 1 to 1152 and encodes 383 amino acids. Gene Ontology annotation, cellular component: fungal-type vacuole membrane. Gene Ontology annotation, biological process: macroautophagy.
AUGUAUCUUCGAAGCCUAAUACCUGCUUUCGUAGUCGUUGUGGCUGCUGAGCCCAUCACUAAUAUCCUAUCCGCCAACAGUAACGAGCUCAGUACACUCACAUCCUUAUUGGGAACUGUCCCUGAGCUCACUAAUGCUCUCUCCACGGCAAGAAACAUAACCGUCAUCGCGCCGAGCAAUGCCGCGUUCCAAAAGGCCAUGGCGGCCAUGCCCGAGCUGGCCACCAUGGUGAAGAACACGACGUUUCUCACCGACCUGCUCGAGUACCACGUGGUACAGGGUGUCGUCUCGUCAUCCAUGUUCUCCACGACGCCCCUGUUUGCGUCGACAGCCCUCCAGCUCCCCGUCUCGACUCCGGCAGGGGCAAUAAAGUCCCAAAGGGUCGAGCUAAUCAAGUCCAACGCCGACGCUCUCGUCAUUUCGGGCUUCAAGCAGGCGUCGCGGGUGACGCAAGCCGACCUCUUUUUUGACGGCGGCGUUUUGCACAUUGUCGACAGCGUGCUCGCCGUGCCCGAGGUGACUUCGGUCACGGCCCUGGACGUGGGCCUGACCUCGCUGGCCGGCGCCCUGGCAAAGUCCAACCUGACGAGCGGCGUCGACGCCCUGCGCGACGCCACCAUUUUUGCCCCGUCCAAUGCCGCCUUUGUCCAGGUCGGCAACGUGGUCGAGGCCGCCGGGCCCGAUCUCCUCUCCGAUGUCCUGGGCUACCAUAUCGUCACGGCGGGCGCCGUCCACAGCACCGAGCUCCUCCAGCGCGUCCGCGCCGCCGGCGGCAAAACCGUGGCGCUCAACACGCUCGAGGGCGGCACAUUGGCUGUGAGGGAGGUUAAUGGGCAGUUGUAUGUCAAUAAUGCCAAGAUUGCCCUGGCCGACGUCUUGACCCAGAAUGGUGUCGUCCAUGUUAUUAAUAAUGUUCUCAACCCUCACGCCACCACACUAGUUCCAGACGCCUCGAGAGCCACGCCCGUUGCGGAUUUCGCGGGUGCCAGUGCCGUCAGAGAGGCCCCCUUUACCUCUGCCGUCUCGCCCACAACCACCAUUGUGCCCGUCACCGUGGCCCAGGCCGCCGGCCAGCACGCGGCCAUGCCUACGGUGGCAGCCCUUAUGGGUGCCUUUGGAGCGGCGGCGGCGGCGGCGAUUGUGAAUAUGUGA